ACAUACGCUCUUUUACCGAAGGGUAUGACAGUAACUGUGUUAUUUGGACAAUGUGUGUUGGGAGAGCCUAGCAGGUCUCCUUACCAGCUUUACAGCAGAAGGGAAACCAGAAAUUGACCACAGGAUCACAGAAUGGUUGAAGUUGGAAGGCACCUCUCAAGAUCAUCUAGUUCGAACCCCCUGCUCAAGGAGGAUGACCUUGAGCAGGUUGCACAGGAAUGUGUCCAGACGGCUUUUGAAUAUCUCCCAGAAUGGAGACUGCAUGACCUCUGUGGGCAGCCUGUUCCAGUGCUCAGUCACCUUCACAAGAGAACAGCUUCCACUUCCCGAUGAUGAUAGUGAGAAUGGCAGUGACAAAGAGGAUGAGCAGCCUCAAGUGGUGACACUGAAAAAGGGGGACUUGACUGCAGAAGAAGCGAUGAAAAUUAAACAGCAAAUCAAAGAGGCCCUAAAAUCAAGCGAAUCAGAUGGCGAACCAGAACCUGCUGAUGGAAAAAUUAUGUUCAGGAAGCCCACCAAACGUUCCUCAGAGAAGUUUUCGGGCCUCAAUGUAAGUUCAAGUAAGAAGAUGAAAGAGGCGAAGAAAGCUAAAAGAGAAGCAACUACACCUCAGAGUGCAGCUAAGCAAAUAAAAAAUAGCAGUCUUCUCUCAUUCGAUGAUGAAGAAAAUGAUGAUUAGGAGUUGUAUGUAUUUAUAUUUUAUAUACCAUUUCAGGGAUCAGAGUAAUAUUGACCAUUUUCUUAGAAACUGAGGCUUGUUGUCCGAGUCUUCUCUUACUCUGUUAUAAUCCAACUAGAGCAACAGUAUAAAAUUAGCGAUAGCAAAACCGAGCUCAUUUUUUUCAUUUCAGAUGGAACUGUAUAAGCAGUAUCUAUGUCUUUGUUUUUAAAAGAGAAUUUAAACAUGUAUGUCAAAGUUAUUUGAGAUCACAGAUGAGUAGCAAAAUACACCUGUACAUAUCCAGCUUAAAUACAUUUUCAAUCAGUGCAUUUUAAAAUCUCCUCCUUUACCAAAAUAGCAUUUCUUCUCUAUUUAGUGGCCCUAUUUGAUAGUUGUGUGGUUUUACCUUGUUCAUAUUGACUUAACAUUCAAAAGAAAUGGACUGCAUUCCUGUGGAGUGCGGACUGAAGUCUUUUGCCUCAUAUCUUAACAAAACUUUGCACUGAAUUUUGCGCGUAUGGUUUGGCAGAUUAGCUCUUCUAAGAGCCUUUCCAGUAAAGUGAGCCUUCAGUUGCUAAAAUCAGGUAGCGUUAAUGCUGUCUUCAGUGAAUGCAGUCCAAGAAGCACCAAAUUUGUUUGUGCUAGUAAGAGGUAAGGAAUUUGAUUCUAGUUGAUUGUAUCAGCUUCUGCAAAAGAAAGAUGUGUAAACUUUUGGAGAUUGUGCGCUUUGGUUAUCACACUGAUAAUCAAGACGCGCAUAUAUACAUUCAUAUUUGAGAUCUCAAACAGUUUAAAAACAUGUAUUUUAUCAUGAAGCUGUGGAAAACUGCUUUGGUUUUUGUUACAGUAUGAAAUUCUAAGCAGGAAAUCUAAGUCGAGAAAUGUUAUAGCUGUGAUACAAAGCUUUAAAAUUCUUCACUUGACCAUGUAAAGUGCAUUGAAAUAGACCAUUUCUGCAUAAUUUAUGUAACAGCAUCUACUGAAGUUCACAAUAACAUUGAGAACUGAUGGGACUGGGGAGAACAAGGGGUGGAAAUAGGACUAGCGACUUUGACGUGAUUUGAAAGUGUUAUGUGUUCUGCCAUCAUAUGUAAGCAAGACCUGAGCCUGCUGCAGAAUAUGAGGCAAUGGAAUCGAUUCUUCUGCUGUGUGACAGGAUGUUCAAAAUUAUUCAGCCGUAAAGCUUCAUUGCGGAGCAAAUCUGAAGUUGCUGUAUGAAACAGCUGUUUUUAAUUUGUUAACUUGGUAUUAAACAAUAAAUUGUUUUCUGUAUGUGGUCCAAAUAUAUUUAAAUUCAGAUUUCAGGGCAUAAAAUGGGAUUUUUGGAGUAACCUGCUUUCAUAUGACUCCAAAGCCUCAUAAGCCUCUUACGAUUGCUGCCUCUCUACAUAGUAACUUCCUGCAGCAUAAGAUCAGAUGUAAAUUUAUGUGCUAUUUCACACUAAUUUCAUCAGUGCAUGUUACCCUAAUUUUGAAAAUAAAUAGAUACAUUGUGGUUUCAGAAAAUUAAAAGCAGACCUGUAAAUGGAUAUUAAAGUUUUGAAGGAGCACUGGUCUGGUGCUAGAAUUGCCAGAGGGGCAGUAUGGUAACUUGACCCUCCCCAUGAGGGCAUUUUACAUUUGUACAUACAUCAUUUUUCUGUAUUCUGCAUAUAUAAGAAAGCAAGUCAUAUAUAGGAAAAAGAAACAUUGAGUCAAAGGUUUCCCAGGGAUUAAUCUUUCUGUUUAUUUUCAAUGGUAAAAACUUGUUUGAAUACAUUUUCUAAAAAUGAAAUAUGCCCAUGGGAUAUCCUAUAGAGUUGCAGUAUGCUGAAGGAAUAUUUUGUGGUAUAUCUGGGAUGGAGUAAAUAUUCUGACUUGCUGUGGCCCAUUUGAAGGAGUGAGUUAACGUAUGAAUGCUUACCUAAACUUUUCUGACUCUGUUUGUCAGCACAAAAAUACACUUGCGCACAUUUUUUCUCGCACCGCCUGAAAGCUCUUCACUUUAGCUGCAAGGCGGUUCCAGAGACGUGGUUAUCAAGAGGUAAAUGCUUGCCAAGGAUCAGAGGGAAUUUAGAUUUACCUUACAAUUUGCGAGGGCCCUUCAAAUACACAGCUUAUUUGGCACAUUCAAAACGAGAUUGAUGUCUUGUUUGAGCUCAGUCAGAAAUUGCAUUUAAACAAAAUUUACUCUUUUUAGUGAAAGACUUGUGAGAUUGAAGGCCAGUAAAAAGGGAGUUAUCUGAAAAUAUCGGGUAGAGUACUUUUGCUUAAUCAUACUUCCUGCCCUGCGACUUCAUGGCAGACGUCUGGAAUGCAAAUAAAUUAAUUGGGUUUGCUUGGAAAUAAUAUAAUGGAAGGCAUGUUGUUCUUCAGGCAACACAGCAGGGAAAAGAAAGGCAGAUACGGAAAUCCAGUUUCUUUCCUUUAUUCUGUCUGUGAUUUGUAGUGCUCUGACCAGGAGACCUUUGUAUUCAUUGUAUUUCAUUCUCGGUUCGCUUAACAAUAACUAAUUGGAUAUGUUUUAUUAAGAGGUGUGAGUGAUGCACAAACGCAUUUUAGUCAGGUGGUCAUGUGAAAAUUCACUGUUCUUAAUGUGACACACCAGGAAAAUUAUACACGCCAUCAACUCCCCGUGAAACCUGUGACUAAAGAGAACAAUUACUUGUUCAUUUAGGAAAGACAUGUGAAACUGUCUUAAGCAAUCACCUGUCUUAAGCAAUGGGCCUUGGAAAAAAUAAUAAUCACAAGAAUUUUCUGAUAAAAGGGAAGCCAAAGUAGAGUGCAUGGAUGUGGGGCUGGGACUGGAAUGGACAAAUUUCUCUGCUUUUUCUCUCUUUUAUUCCUUUUCGCCUUCCCUUUCCUUAGUGGGAAAUACUUUGUUGUUGUUGUUUGUUUGUUUGUUUGUUUGUUUGUUUGUUUUUUCCCUUCUGGAGCUUGCUUGGCUAAGUGUGAGAGAAGUGCUGUGGAGGAGCAAGGUGGAAAUACAUUAAUCAGAUUAGUAAGCUUAGUUGGCAUAGUUAGUUUAGUCAGAUGUGGCCUGUUACCUAAUAUGGGAAUCUUGUACAGUUUUAUUAAUAAAAGCUUUGAUAGUUCCUCGUUCAUUAGGUCUCCAAAACAUUUAUUGAUGGCAGUACUACUUCUCACUAUGUGUAGCUUAGUAGUAAGCUGGAACAAACCUGGUGAACUGUUGUAGCAUGGUAACCAUGGAUGCUUAUAGUGGAGGCUGUGUUAUGUUACAAAGAUCACAGAGCAACUCGCCUUUCUGGGUGAUACCCAAGCCACUUAUUUCAGGGCAAGGCUGGUGCCUGCCAUAAAAGAGUUAGAUCAGUCUGUCUUUAGAAGAAAUAGCAUCUUUUUCUAAAUGAUAGGAAUCAAAAAUUGAGAUAGAAAUUGCAAAGACAUGGGACAGAGUGAGCAAGAAAAUGUAAGUGGAGAGAGGUGGCCCAAGAGUUCCUCCUUCCCUUGGUUAUAUCUUUAGCCUGUCUCAUAAGGUUAUUUUUCUCCUCAAAUGAAAAUAAAUUCAUGGGGAUUGCAAACGUUCAUUUCAUUGGCCUAAACAGGAACGGAUGAGUGAGAAUGCUAUUCUGAGAGGUUUUUUGUCCGGCACUUCUCCAAGAAACAUCAUUUGGAGGAUCAAAGGCUGUGUUUUGCAGACACUCUGAGCACAAGAAGUCUGUAUUUAGCUGUUUUAAUUAUACAUUACACGUUUUUAAAAUUUAAUUUAAUGUAUUUUUUUUACGGUGCUUCACUAUAUAAUCCUGUUAGGAAACUGCAGGUUUAUAAUGAAGCAGGAAGUAGCAAUGUCAUCGCUUUGGCUGAUUGUUUCCCUUGUGCUGUAGUGUAUUAACUAAGUAAUGCUUCACUUGGCUGUGUAGAGCCCAUUGCAUUCUCAAGGACAUCAGGCAUGCCUGAAGAUGAGUCAUUACCUUUGGUAAACCAUAAGAGGUGUGAUAUGCAGUCUCAGCAAGUGUUUGUCCAUUGAAGUCAGUUAAUAUCCUAUAGCCCUUUCCCCUGGCAAGAUGCCAUAAAUCAAUCCUUUAUGCAUUCAUCAGAUGGAAAGGCUGGUAUAUCAGCUGCCUCUCCAGUAUUGUCCUGUUAUUCCCAUUCCUAUGGGGAGGUGUUAAUCUGCAAAAAGAUUUUUUGUGUUGUAGAAAUCCCCUUCCACCCCACUUCCUUGAGAGCUUUCCAGAUGCAGCAGUGACAACGGUAGGAGAGAAACACCACAAGGUGUUGUGCAAAGGGCAGUAACCUCCUGUAGACCUCCUCAAGACUGUGAGAAGCAAUAAAAUCUCAGAGCCAACCCCUGGAAAGUAACUUCUUCCGGAGGAAAGUGGAUGGGACCAGUAUGGAAAAUUACCCGAGACUGAAUUUUAUGGCGCUUUUCCCAUCACGAGCUAAAGCAACAGCUGGCAAAGGCAGUUUUCCUCUGUAGGGAGUUGUACAAGAAAGUGGCUUUGGUGCCAAUCCAGUACAUACGGCAAAGGAUUCCUUUCCCUUGACUCCCAUGGCGUUCCUCAGUACAAUGCCUGCUAAUAGGUAAGGCCAUGGGUAAGAGGGAGCUACCUUGUAAUAGGCAGAAGUUAUUAGAGGAAGUUGUUGUCAAGCCUCCAUGGGGUAACCGUGAUCACUGCGCACUUUUAGUUCUGAUAUCAUAAAAGAGUUUUUCCCUUAGGGACAACAUAGUAACAGCGAACUUUAAAAGGGCAGAUUAUAAAACUAUAAGGAAAAUGGUUAACAGCAGGCUGAAGGGCAAAGAGAAAUACUUAAAAACCAUAGAGAUCUGCCUGGAGGCUAUUUAAGAACAUUGUAUUAGAGGCACAGAUGGUUUAUAUACCUCAGAGCAAAAACAUAGCGUAUGAAGAAGAAUGAAACUCACAGGGUUACGUGGGAGAAAAGUGAGUAUAGUAAGGCUGAAAAUGCAUCCCUUAAAAAUGACAACUGUCUGAAUGACAGACUAGGAAUCGUUGUCAGGAGAGUGGAAAGAGCUAGAAAGUGACAGUACUAAGAAAAAGGCUAUAGCAGCUGCUGCCUUUGGAUCCCCAAGAUAAAACACUGAAAACAGUGAUUCUAAUAAAGUGCUGAGCACUUGCCUUUGAAAACUGGGCUACUCCAGAUGAGAUUUCAGUAGAAAAACAGGAGAAUGAAGAGAAAAGCUCUUCAUCUGCCUUAGCUAGCACAAGACAAAAUCUUGAUAAAGACAAAGCAGUCCACAGUAUUAAUAUGUGAGUUGGCUAAAUUUAAGGGUAAGGGGGAUGUAGCUGAUUCAAACAUAGUUUCUCUACACUAGGACUUUAAUUUCGCCUUAUCUUAGAUUCAGUGCCAAAAAUACUGUUUUUAAUCUGUGCCAAAGAAUCUAGAGAGAAAAAGAAAUCAAAUACUCUAAAAAGUCUAAGUUUAGUAGAAGAAAAAAGUCUACGUUGGUCCACUACAGCUUUGGUCUGAGAGGGAUACUACCUGAUCAGGAUGUAAUGAAGUUUGCAAAGCUUUUUUACACCAAUGUGCAAUGAGACAAUUUAAGCAUUUUGUUGUCACGUAUAGGAGAACAGGGACACGCUAAUUAUACACUGAAGGGGGAAUGAACAUCUCGAGUAUCUCAUAGAUGUCCUUGAAAUCUAAUGAUAUGUGCAAGGAAGUAUCCUAGUGAAAUCAGGAAAAGUUAUUUUCUGGCUUAUGUAUAAGGAAAGGCAGGGGAAAGCUAGAACAACUGUUUUGGCAAUAUGAACUUGAUCCACACAGUCCCAGUGGGACUAGAGUCCUGGCAUGGAGGCUGUUUUAUUCUGCCCUGUUAAAUUGAAACAAACAAUUGAGCUGCUUCAGUCCCUCCUUUUUUCUCCUCUGACAUGCCAACUAUCUCUAGAGAAGAGAUUAAGCGUCGUUCAGAUCAGCACUGCGGCGGCAGCAGCAGCAGCAGUUUUGUAAUUUAAGGACUGCAUAAAAUUUAUGGAGCACUGAACAGAGCUUAAAUCAAUUUUAUGAUUUUCAUAAAUUAUUGCAAGCAGACCGUGUUUGUGAAAGCCAGUGAUGUUUAAGCUAUCUGUCCAGUGGACAACAACAUUCAAAACAGGGAUUUUCAGAAGCACCUAUGGGAAUUACGCUUUCAAGUUUGAUGGGAGUUAGAAUAUUUGUUCCUUUGAGCUACUUAAUAUUCUAUUGUUAAUGUUUAAUCAUGCCAAAUUGCUUUAAAUAUUUGGUAAAAAUCAAAAUCAGAGGAAGGUCAAAUUCAGAGCAAUGUUUUAAUUUCAUUGCUAUUCUGCUUAAUGUGCUUAUAAACAGGGAGUGAGUUACUUGUAAUUCUAGUUCCGGUGAAAUACCACUUUGGGACUUGAAGAAUUAACCUUUUUCUUACCGUAGCGUCUUUUGGGGUUGUUGUUGGGGCCCUAUUACUGGGAUGAGCCUUGAUCUCUCUGUCUGCUUGAGGCUGUACAUGCAAAUUACUCUAGCUGCUACAGAGAAGGAUCUGGCAAUAGAUCACGAAGAGGAUGAACAGCUGGUUCCUUGUGGCAUGUUUCAAGACUAAGAUAAAUAUUAUUCUAUAUAUUAUAGGUAGGACUAGAGGUUGAACUUUACUCCUCAACUGGCAACCAAGGUGGAGCUGAUAAAAUACAGUUCCCAUUUCAUCCUAUUUUGUAUAUAAUUUGUGCUUGAAAGAGCCCUCUGCUCGCUGGGCGUUAUACCCAUCAGGAUACGGAUAGGUUGGAGACUUUCCAUCAUAUUGGGAUAUUUCUGUAUGUUUAAUAUGCCACAUUUAAACUUCUCCAACUCCUCUAAAAGAAAUCACUGUGUUUCAGAUUAUUGCAGACUGAAUAUGCUAAACAUGGGAUUAAUGAGAAGAACUAUUAUUCAAAUCCUCCAUUCUGUAUGGGCAGCCUGGGCUAAGUUCCUUUCUGAUGUUACUUCAUUGCUUUCAAUGAAAUGACGCCGAUAGAUACAUUAGCUGCUUAUUAGUCUUGAUAAAGUUGGUCUGAGAUGAAUAUGCUGGAGUUCAAGGAAGUUGUAUUGAACUCUCCAGGACCUUGCCAUUGAAUUCCUGCAGUCAUCAAUUUAUUAUAAAUGAUGAGAGUGACUGACUCAGCAGUCAUUCUUCUGCAGAAAUGGAUCUGUGACUACCAUGACUUAAAAACUGAGCACAGGCCACUAUGUGAGGAAAGCUAAUGUAAUUUUGGGCUCUAUGAAUAGAUGCGUCAUGGUGAAGAAAUGUGUAGUAAUCCUACCCUAAUUGUUCUCUGCUCCAGACCUUAGCUGGAGUAAUGUGUCUACCUCUGUGCACUAUACUUCAAAAAAGAAAGAUGUAGGCCAAAUGGACAGUUCAGCGGAAAGUAGUGGUAUUGAUCAGAAGUCUAGAAAACAUGACCUUUCAGGAUAGGCUGGAUGAAGUGGGACUAUACAUCCAGGCAAAGGAGAUGCAGAGGAGGGAAGAUUAAUGUGAUAACACUCUUCAAAUAUGUAAAGCUUGCUGCAAAGAGGAAAGUAAUAAAUUGUUCUCUGUGUCCACUGGGAAUAGAAAAAGAACUAAUGGAUUUGAAUUGCAGCAAAAGAGAUUUAAGGAAGACAUUAGGACAGGCUUUCUAGCUGUAACGCUGGUGAAGCACUGAAACAGAUUGCCUGGGGAGGUUGUGGGAUCUUCAUUGCUAGAGGUUUUUAAGAACAGGUUAGACAAACACCUGUCAGGAAUGAUUUGGGUAUAAUUGAUCCUGCCUGAGGGCAGAGGGCUGGACUAGAUGACCUCGCAAGGUCCCUUCCAGCCCUAUUUUCUGUGGUUCUCUGAUUAGUAAGGCUGAUGUGAUAUUCCUAGGACCUUACCGUUCCUUUACAAGGAAAAAUGUGCGAUAGUAAUACCAAGAGGCAGAUAUAAGCUGACAAUAUCUGGAAAAAAAUCAAAGCUUAAGGUUAAUAUCCUACACUUAAUUAACACUUGUAUGCAUAUAAUAAAAAUUGCAGUUGUUCAAAGGCUGAAUACUCAGAGGUUAUACAACUAAGUCCUUUGUGACCAGACCCUGAUCUUUUUAAUAGCAGGAGAAUCUGUUUCUUCUAAGACCUAUUAGCUUUACAUAUUGCAACUUUCAUUUUUUCACUUCAAAAAGUAGCGCGCAUUGUUUGUUAGCAUCUAACAUACUCCAGGUGGGGUCACUCUCAUUUUCCAUGUCAUCACACAUUUGGCCACAUGCUACGCUUUUACUCGCGUACUCCCACUCCAAUUUAUCAUGAUGCUAGUGCUCAGUUUCACAAUGUGGCUGUGUUUAACUCACUGAUAUCCCUGUUAAUGCAUGCGGUACAUUUCUCUCCGUUCUCAGACACUGUAUAUUCCUCCUGCUGCUUUCUGCUCACAUGUUCUUUUAUUCCUAUUGAUAACUUCCAUUUUCAUCUGUCUUUUGCUGCUUUCCCUUCAAGCUGUGCUUGCGUUACAAACCGCGGUUCAGCAGUUUAGCGGUUGGAUUCCAUCCAAAUAUUACCAAAUGCCACGUCUUUUAAUAUCAGGCAGAGCAGCUUGAAUUUUCUUCAUCAGAGUAUUGUAAAAGACACACUGGCAUGUUUUCUGUGCAAAUGCCAAAAAAAAAAAAAGUUUAACAAAAGAAGGGGGGUGUGAAGCAAGCUGAAAUGUCUGCAUUCCCAGAAUUUAAUAAUUUCCCCAGUUUCAGGUUUUAGUUCAUGACCCAGCUGCUGGUUUAUGUAACUCAGUGGAACUAUGCCAGUUUAGAAAAGUCAAGAAUUUGGCACUGUCACAUUUGUGACUGGUGGUACCUUACUGUUCAGAGACUUGCACCUCACAUGUUUUGGAGAUAAAUGAAGGACAAGCUACGCAGAUAUCGUGGUCUGUCCGGAUAGCAGCUACCUUCCUUGUCUUUGUUGUGCAUUCUUUGUGCACAUUCCCCAGCUUCUGCUGUGUCUCUGUGCCGGGGGGAUAAAGUACAUCUCUCUUAGGAGCUUGCACUGAACCCAUGUAUCACUUAAGCUUCAGCUUAAGAUGCAUUGGCUUAGCACAGGCCUCUGCUCGAGGACAAAUUUCCCUGACAAUACUUGUUUCUACUUUGUACUUUGCAUUGCUCAAAACAUUCAUUUUCUCUCCCCUGUGGGUACAGUACGUGGGAAGGGAUCACUUGACCUUGAAAUGUAUUUUCAUUUAUUUUGCCUGUUGGUUAAUGCUGAGAUUAAGAGGAAUGUAAGCCUUGUUAUUCAGAUACCGCAGUGGGGAUCCUUUCCUGCUUCUGUCACAGAUUUCCUGUGUAAUACUGUUUCUUAAAGUCUUGGUUUCCCAUAUUGGCAGUUCACCAUGUGCCAUAACGUGAGGAGAAUAAUACUUUUUUCCUAUCACUUUUGAGUCUAAUUUACCUGUCUACAGUACGGUGGCAAACUUUUGGGGAUUUGGAGUGCCUCUGUGCUUUUUUUGUGCUUUUUGGGCUGUUUGGUCACUAGUUCUCCCUCCCGCCUACAGCCCCAGCAGGGAGGCCAAUUUUUUCCCAAGAAACCCCUCGGGGUGGGGCGGGGGGAAGGAAGGAGCCUGUUCCUUGCACCUCCAGUCACCACAUGAGGGAAACAGAAAGACAGUGAGCCUUUGCCAUGCCAACCUGUUCUCCAGCUCAGAGCGGUAACGUGUUUGCAUGCUAUCCCACCUCUGCAAACCUUCUGUGUUUCCCUCUUUGGCCUCCCAGCUUAGGGCUAGCACAGAGAGAGACUGGAAGCGGUUGUGAAUGGCACUCACCAUUCUCCCAGCUCCUUUGCACCCAGACCUUUUCCUCACAAGGAGUUUGAAGAGUUCACUUUGGCUGCAUCACCAGAUGCUCAAGGCUGGAUUUGGGCUUUAAGUGAGUUAGGGACUUUUAUGUCAGGAUGCUAGCCUUUUUAAGGCAGCUUUUGGUGUUUGAGAGCGUGUGUAGACUCUAAAAUGUUAGACGUUGCAAAACUUAGGCUUUUAUCUCAGGUUUGGACUUCAGAGCAAUCUUUCAAUAACACGUACAAACACAUACCGUGAAUCUCUUUUAGCUAUGUGGUUUAAAAACCUGUGCUGAGCAAUGGUUCAGCGGGACAAGUCCUUUAUUACGAGUUUACUCGGCACCAACUACAGAGAAAUCCAAAUGUGUGCUACAGACUCUGGGGUACUACUGUAGUACAAAAAAAAAAAAAAUUGUUAACGAAUAAGAGAUCAUAUUUUUAAAUCAGUUUUGUUCACCAAGCAGCAAUUAUUGAAAUGGUUGCAGUUCAUCACUGAGGACUAAGCAUAUAAAAUGCUUCAAGAUACAGAAUUGGAUUCUAUAAAUAUAUAAUUCUUUUAUCAAUAAUUCUUAUAAGCAGGCUUCUUUCUACACUCUCCCUUUUGCCAAAACUCUCCUCUCUAUUAUAUCCUGAGCUUAUUUCCCUUCCGGAUAGUUGUAGAUUUGUUGGUAUACAAAUUAAUUUUGUUAUUGACUAGAAUGAACAUUUGGAGGGUAAGAAUGGCAUUGCUAUUCAUACCUAAAGCUAAUCAAUAUAGCUACAGAGGAAUAAAUAUUUUCUAACAGAGUA
Messenger RNA from Struthio camelus australis, 11140 nucleotides. Lineage: Eukaryota; Metazoa; Chordata; Aves; Struthioniformes; Struthionidae. The record is from RefSeq and is a predicted model, not a curated record.